AGAAAGCUCCUCUGACCUAACUCAUCGGAACUGUCUUCUUCUUCUCCAAUUGGCGAGCAUUGAAUUCAAUGCUUCGUCGUCUGCGGCCUGACUGGAAGUUAUGAUGAGCUGGUCCUCAUUUCUCGGGAUCCCAAUUUGCCUAGCUUUCCUCUCCUUCUUUCUGCUCAAAUUUUUCGCUCCCAAAUCCCUCAUUAAUCUUCCUGACGAUAGGCUGUUCACUGCUGAGGAACUAGCUCUUUAUAAUGGGACUGAUUCUGGACUGCCAAUUCUUCUUGGUAUUCUGGGAUCAGUGUUUGAUGUAAGCAAAGGGAAAAGUCAUUACGGUGCCGGAGGUGGCUACAAUCAUUUCGCUGGAAGGGAUGCGUCUCGAGCAUUUGUUUCGGGGAAUUUUACUGGAGAUGGACUUACAGAUAAUCUGCAUGGUCUAACUAGCACCGAGGUGAAUAGCAUCAUUGACUGGAGAGGCUUCUACUUCAGGACAUACAUACAUGUGGGAAAAUUAGUAGGUCGGUAUUAUGACAGUGGGGGAAACCCGACGAAAUACUUGAAAGGCGUUGAAGCAAAGGCAGCCAGAGGCGCUCAGCUGCUCGAGAAGCAGAAGAUUGAAGAAACCAAAGUGCCCAGUUGUAAUUCAAAAUGGAGUCAGGACGAGGGUUCCGAGGUGUGGUGUGAUGAAGGAUACCCAAGGUUAGUUCAGAGACCUAUUGAGAUAGCUAUUACAGGGAAGAUGAGCAAGCGGUGUGCUUGUCUCAAAGCAGACGAACUUGCACAGUCUGGUCUGGAAGUCUACGAUGGCUGCGAUUACUAUGCCCAGAAAUGUCGGCUAUAGACUGAGUCUUACACGCACAAGUUAUUGUGCUUUUCUUAGAUUAAGACAGGUACACCGGGAGUGUAAUAUGGCGAUGGUAGUCGGCGACGUCGGUUCCAUAUGGCUCUGCUAAGUCCCUGAAGGAAGCUAUGAUCCUUCAGUUGUGCUGGAGGCAGUAGGUUUCUGUAAAUGUCUUCAUUAAGAGAUGAGCUACAUAUUCACCAAAUGGGUGAUAAUUAAUCACCAUUCGAAUUUUGCAGUCAUGAAGAAGUAUUGAUUGGACUAUUGGUGUAUGUACUCUGCUUUAAUUUUUAUAAUACUAGUAUUUUGCAAUUUAUAAUUAA
This is a messenger RNA of Andrographis paniculata, 1152 nucleotides long. RefSeq names its product membrane-associated progesterone-binding protein 4. The record is from RefSeq and is a predicted model, not a curated record. The transcript is spliced from 10 exons. Bases 101 to 829 code for a protein of 242 amino acids. Gene Ontology annotation, cellular component: endomembrane system; membrane. Lineage: Eukaryota; Viridiplantae; Streptophyta; Magnoliopsida; Lamiales; Acanthaceae.